CCAAAACGGCCGACAAGACAUAUGAGUCAUGGAGGGAAAGCCGAGCAGGGGCCGUGGAGGGAGUUGGAGAAGAGGGGGCGGAGGUGGUGGUGGAAAUGAAGCUGGAAGUUCAGGUGAACACAGGGGACGAGGAAGAGGUGGAUACCGUGGACGAGGCAAAAGAGGUCAUUAUCGCGGCCGCGGAGGUCCACUGGCUGCCUCGGCUACCCACAGGGAUUUGGAGCAGCAUGACGAUAGUAAGAAUUUGGAAGAGGAGGAAAUAGAGGUGUUCUCUCGGAGAAAGUUGGAAUCUAACUGGGAUCGAUACGAGGAGUCAGAAAAGGAGGCGCUAAAUGUAGAUGACACGCCCACACAGAGAGGCACAGACUUUCACAUCCUCCUGGAAUCUGCAGGGGACUCUUACUCUCAGUUCCGCUUCACUGAGGAGAAGGAGUGGGAGAUAGAUGCCUUGGCUGUCAAUCAGAUCGCUUCCAUGUUCUUGGACCUCCCAGCACUGGUCCAGUCUCUCCAGGAACUGCCCCUGCACCAGAGACUGAACCUGGACGCAGAUCUUGUCCAGAUAUCAACACCAGUAGAGCUGCCCAAUAUGAGAAUGGAACCCAAGCAGGUGAAGCCUCAAACCCCCGCUCCCAAAGGCCUUGGCACAAGCCUGGGACUUUCCUCAGCGAUAAGCCCAGCUUCCGGCAAUGUUCCCCAGGGUUUGUCCAACACAGUCAAGCCUCAGGCAGAAGAUAUUGAUGAAGAGUUGGACAGACUACUCAGUUUACAAACCCCGGUCUCCGUACCAUCAGAAGCUUUACCAGAGGAGGAGACGAAUACCAUCCAAGACCAACCCAUACUUGAAAAGGAGGAGGAGCCUAUUGUAGAGGAGGCGUCUGCUUCUUCUAAGCCUGAGCCUGUCAAACAGGAAGUGACAGAGGAGGAUCUGGAGGACUGGCUGGACAGCAUGAUCUCCUAACCUUCAACUUCCAUCUGGUCAGCUCAAAGGCUCUGGACCUGGACAGGUCCGGUCCCCCCCAAGUUUUGGGGUUUGUGUGGUAUAAUGGAGUUGGCAGUGUGAGGACCCAGCGGACUGGGGGACAAAGAUGGGACUUGUAGUUCCAGUCCAGAACACUGAGAUAAUGUUGGAUUCUUCUGGUGAAUGACUGGAUACAGUGUUUCUGUCCUUGUGAAGAACUGCACUUAUCUAAUAGCGGAACAGCAGGCAUUUGAGAAUGGAGCUGGUUUAUUGCAUCGGUUACUUUUAUUAAUUUCCUCCUCCUUGUUUAAAAGAAACAGUUUAUCAAAGCUACUACAUACAUACAAAUGGCCAUAAAGUAGCAUUUAAAAGAAAAAGUUUAUCAAAGCUACUACAUACAUACAAAUGGCCAUAAAGUAGCAUUUACUAUCUUACUAUUUUAAAUGUUCAAUAAAUAAACCGUAGAUUUUGAUAUUGUCGUGGGCUCUCUAUUUUCAGGUGCAGGCAGGCAGGACACUGCAGCUUGGGAACACAACCAAACUCACAUCAACAUUUACACAACGAUCUUCUACAAUUCUUUUUUUUGUUGUAUAUUCUUUUUUUUUCUUUUUUUACAUCAAAUGUUUGUAUAUAUAUAUAAUUUUUUUUUCCUUGUUUGUUU
Molecule: messenger RNA, 1619 nt
Organism: Osmerus eperlanus (European smelt)
Lineage: Eukaryota; Metazoa; Chordata; Actinopteri; Osmeriformes; Osmeridae
Gene: aven
Product: apoptosis, caspase activation inhibitor
Exons: 6
Coding region: 29-958 (309 amino acids)
Biological process (GO): negative regulation of G2/M transition of mitotic cell cycle
Source: RefSeq, a predicted model, not a curated record